This is a messenger RNA of Odontomachus brunneus, 1277 nucleotides long. RefSeq names its product vascular endothelial growth factor D-like. The record is from RefSeq and is a predicted model, not a curated record. The coding region runs from base 188 to 913 and encodes 241 amino acids. Lineage: Eukaryota; Metazoa; Arthropoda; Insecta; Hymenoptera; Formicidae. Gene Ontology annotation, cellular component: membrane. Gene Ontology annotation, biological process: positive regulation of protein autophosphorylation; positive regulation of cell population proliferation. Gene Ontology annotation, molecular function: growth factor activity; growth factor receptor binding. The transcript is spliced from 4 exons.
CAACUCCCUCUUUUUGCGACAAUUAAUCAACAUUUUGCGGCCGUUAACCGCACGUCGCAAUUUUGUAUUUUCCGGCCUUUAUAAGUGAGUGAGGAAAGAACGUUGUAUUCAUUAGUGACUAGAGAUGUGCGAGCGUUAUUGUAGAUAAUCUUCAGUUUCGCCUAGUCCUGCGUGCCGCAAGCUAAUCAUGAAGUCUUUCGCCUUGGUGUGCGCUAUUGUGAUCGCUUUGAGUUGUUACAUCGCAGCCGACUACAGAAUUCCCAAUUACGAUUACAAUGAUUUGCAGGUUGACGACAUACAGAGAACAGAAUGCAAUUAUGAGAUUAUAAGAAAAAACGCGAAAGAUGUGGAGUGUACACCGAAGGACACUCUAAUAAAAUUGUACCCGCCGAUGGGCUAUAUCUUUUACCCGACUUAUGCACUUGUGAAGAGAUGCGACGGCUUUUGCCAUGCAAGAGCAAGAACGUGCAUACCAGUCGAAACCAAUUUUGCAGCGGUUACCGUGAACAUGUUUGGCGUAGACCACAAGUAUUGUUACAACGUAUCAGUCCUGGAACACACCAAGUGCAAAUGCCAGUGCAAAGUGAAGGAAGAGCAUUGUAAUGAAAAUCAAACAUACUCGGAAGACGAUUGCUUGUGCAAGUGCAAGCACAAAGAGGAAUGCAAAAUAAGCGACAUGGUCUGGAAGGAGGAUAUGUGCAAGUGCGUUUGCGACAAGGAGGAGCCAUGCGGGUCCGAACUUGUAUGGGUUCCCUCAAUGUGCAGGUGCGCCCAAGUCGUGAAUAUACCCAUGGAUCUAUUCCGUAAAACUUUGCGGAGUAGUUUAUUUAAUACACAUUAUAUAAAUAGAUUGAAUGAUAGAAUUAAAUGGAAUAACAGAAAUAGAUGGAAUAAUAGAAAUAGAUUGAACUAAUGAGAAGCUUAAAAAUAUAAUGAGAUUCCACCCAGACAAUUGUGAUCUUCAAGUAUUUUACUCGAUAUCAAUAACGGUGAUAUAUAUGUAUCUCAUCUGCAAUAAUUUGUACUACAGUUUGUUCGUUUACAGCAAAGUCUCAGGCGCUUUCUUUUUCCGUUGCAUUCGGAAUCAAUGUCACGAAACAACAUUAACGAACUCAGCAAUCAACUUGAUAACGUCGAACAAUCCGCGCUUGAUUGUUGUAAAUAAAAUAACGUUCUUAGCUUACUCUCAUUAGGUAUCGCUGGGAUUUAUUAACGAAACAUAUGUAUUGUUCUUAUAAUUGACGCUUAUAUAUAUAAUUAUAGAAAGAUAAAAAAUG